GCUGACAGCGUCCUGCAGCAGGAGCGACUCUUCCACACCGAGAGGACCCACGGAGCCCACACACCGUGGAUUAACGCGGAAACUUUCACGAUGGCGCUCCACGGGAAAAAGUAGCCCGAGCAGCAGCAGCCGCAUCACGCUCCCCGCCUGCCAACGGACCCUCCGCCGCUCCGCUCCUCCCGGUACAUGCACCGCUGAGAAAAAAAAUAUGCUCCAGCCGAGCCGCCUCUACCCCGGCUCCAGUCCCGCGUUCACACCGCUGUGAGCCGCUUUCCUGAGACACUCGCUCCUGGCUCCGCUCGCUGUUUUUGUUGUGUUCUGGCUGUUGUUGCGUCUUCGCCUCCAAAGUCCACCGCACGAGUCCCAGAGCCGCCGGCCACAGAGAACCAUGGCAGGGAAGCUGACAGCAGCGCAGGGCACAGGAAUACUGCUGGUGACAGCCAACGUCGGAUCCCUGUUCGAGGAUCCUGAAAAUCUACAGAAGACAUGGCUGAGGGAGUUUUACCAGACAGUCCAGUCACACAAGCCUCACUUCUUAGCAGUGCACUGUCAAGAGGUGGGCGGGAAGAAUUACGAGGCGUCCAUGUCACACGUGGAUACUUUUGUCAAAGAGCUUUUGUCCAGUGAUACCAUGAAGGAGUACAGUAGAGCCCGCAUCUACCUCGAUGAGAACUACAAAUCCCAGGAGCAUUUCACAGCUCUCGGAAGUUUCUACUUUAUCCACGAGUCUUUGAAAAACGUCCACCAGUUUGAUUUCAAAGCCAAGAAAUUCCGGAAGGUGGUGGGGAAGGAAACCUGCUCAGAGACACUAGAAAGCACACCAACGCUGGAGAAGGAAAAGUUUCCACAGGACUACUUUCCCGAGUGCAAGUGGUCCAGAAAGGGAUUCAUCAGAACUCGAUGGGCCCUGGCUGACUGUGCCUUUGAUCUGGUCAACAUCCACCUUUUCCACGAUGCUUCCAACUUGGUGGCCUGGGAGAAAAGCCCUUCUGUCUACUCUGGGACCAGGCAGAAGGCAUUGGCCUACGUUUUAGACAGGAUCACCGACCAGCGGUUUGAAAAGCUGCCACAUUUUAUCUUUGGGGACUUCAACUUCAGGCUGGACUCGAAGCAGGUCAUUGAGAGUCUUUGCUCCACUGCCACCCUGCAGACAGUCAGAGCCGCCGACCCCAAUGAAGUUGACAAGCUAAUAUUUCGAGAAAAUGACAAUGACCGAAAGGUGGUUCUUCAGCUUGAGAAGAAGCUUUUUAAUUAUGUCAACCAGGACGUUUUCCGGGAAAACAAUGGGACCUCACUUUUAGUGUUUGACAAGGAGCUGUUGGUGUUCAAGGAUCGGCUGCAUGAGCUGGAGAUGUCAUUCCCACCCAGUUAUCCGUACAGUGAAGACAGCAGUCAGGGUAAGCAGUAUAUGAACACCAGAUGCCCCGCCUGGUGUGACCGAAUCCUCAUGUCUCCCUCUGCCAGAGAACUGGUCUUAAAGCCUGAAAAUGAAGAGAAGUCUAUAGUCUAUGACAACAUUGGGCCCAAUGUCUGCAUGGGGGACCACAAGCCUGUCUUCCUGUCCUUCCGAAUUACAGCGGGGGCAGGUAAACCUAAUGCAAAUAAGCACAAGUGUUGUGUGGUGCAGUGAUGUCGUGGGAAGUCUUGCCAAAGGGGGGAGAACAUAUUUCGUGAAGCGCCUCUGUGAGAACACCAGAGAAACAAACCGGACACACACACAGACACACGCACGCACACACACACACACACACACACACACACACACACAGAAACACACACAGAAACAUACACGCUCAAAGAAACAUGCACACACACACACGUAUGCACCCACACUUUGCACAAGCGUACACUGAAGAACACAGACAAACUUUUUUUCAGCAGUGCUGACCAGUUGCAGUUGUCCUGACACCUCAUUCAUACGAAAACACCCGGCCCCUUCUCUCUCCAUAAAACACUCGGUGAGAUGUGGACGAGCACCCGAGGGCCCGGCUCCAGACAAGACACACAUCGCUGACCUCACCGUUGCCAUGCAACCCCCAUUCCCCAGAGAAGAAAGAAGCCGGACGGCGGAUGACUCUUUUCCACGCCACAGCCUCCUUCGCCAAAACUCUAAUUGAAAUCAGUCCUACUACACAUGUUUAGACACCGUACUCGCCAUUUUUAGGUAUGCCUCUAUGUAUAGAAGCUACUCUCCAUACAGUAUGUAAGGUGUUUUAAAAAAAGAAAAGUGCAAUGCAAAAAAGUUGUAUAUCUAUAUUGUUAGGAUUAUUUGUACAUUAGACAAUAUAACAUAGAGUUGUUGAUGGUUUUAGUGCCAAUCUCUUUUCUGACCAAACUUCCUGGUCCCUUUGUUGGAAUAGAUGGAUCUUAUCGGUUUAUUUCAACAGUUUAUAUACUUAUAUAUUUUUUUGUUUUGUUUUUUUUUGAGUUGUUCUCGUUGUUGUUGUUUUUUGUUCUUGUGUGCACAACACACUGCCAUGCCUGACACAUCCGUGAGUCUCAUUUUAUAUACUGUACUUUUUAAAGAGAUAAUUUAUAAUUCUUACCAAAAUGUUUAUGCUGAAGCGCGUGCAGAGGGCGAGCAGCGACAGUGACCUUCGACGAGUGAGCACACGAGGAGAGGAACAGGAAGAGCUCCUCAGCGACUCGUUGCCUAUCCAAGAAUGUUUUAAGCAGUGCCAUAGACCAUGCAAGUAUAUAAGAUAUUGUUUCAUACAUAGCACUCUCACAUUACUAUUCUUACUCUAACUUAUUUCUAUAAUAUUAUGAUUCUGAAUGUGAUAUUUUAGAUAGGCUUGGGUAUCCUUAAAGUGUAAACUUUUUUGUCUAUUUUUGUUACUGCAUUAUGGUGCCAAGUAUCCUACACAGAGAUGAAGUGUGUAAGAGUUAUAAAAAAAAAAAGACUUCAGUCAGAUGGUAAAGGUAUUGAUUAUGAAAUGUAACAAAAAUAUAGAGAGAAACUCUAAAAGGUGGAGGACGAGCAGGAAGACUUGCUUUGUAUUUGUUUUGUAUGUAGCCUUCAGCAGCCUUCACUGCAGAUCAUUUGAGCAUUACAGGGAGCGAUCAGAGACGCUUCUUUUAUCGAUUUCAUUUACUACACUACAGAUUUCAGAGCGUGUGAAGCCGUCAGAUUGAUCCUCCUUGAUUUUCUGUUUUUAUUUCUAUCUAAAUCACCGCAAGUAGAAAUGAUUUUGUGCCUGCCGCAGAAUUUAUGUUGUCUCGUGUGAUUUGGUUCAUAGGCAAAAAGUUAUAUAUAAGAAAACCAGAACCCUGCUUGUUUUUGUUCCUGCUGGUCCUUGUGAGUUCACUGUAGGAGUAUAAGCUGCAGUUUUUCUUCACUCCAUCUUAUAAAAAGGCAGAUAGAGAUUUUAUUCUAGCCCCUUCGGCCUGGCCUCUACUGUAGAUGAUGCAGUUCUCAAGCAAUAAAAACCAUUAGAGCUCAA
This is a messenger RNA of Platichthys flesus (European flounder), 3443 nucleotides long. It is a transcript of the gene inpp5a, whose product is annotated as inositol polyphosphate-5-phosphatase A. Gene Ontology annotation, molecular function: inositol-polyphosphate 5-phosphatase activity. Lineage: Eukaryota; Metazoa; Chordata; Actinopteri; Pleuronectiformes; Pleuronectidae. Gene Ontology annotation, biological process: phosphatidylinositol dephosphorylation. The record is from RefSeq and is a predicted model, not a curated record. The coding region runs from base 389 to 1630 and encodes 413 amino acids. The transcript has 16 exons.